This is a messenger RNA of Fusarium graminearum PH-1, 324 nucleotides long. RefSeq lists its product as uncharacterized. NCBI's taxonomy places the organism in Eukaryota, Fungi, Ascomycota, Sordariomycetes, Hypocreales, Nectriaceae. Bases 1 to 324 code for a protein of 107 amino acids. The transcript has 3 exons. The record is from RefSeq and is a predicted model, not a curated record.
AUGCAAAGGCUAGGUGACAAUGCAAGGCACAGCCGUUUGAGCAGGGGCUCUUUCUGGUGCAUUUCGAUUCCAGAAUCUGAGGCUCAAACGGAGACUGCGACGAUUGAGGACUUGGCAAGGACAAGACAAGACAAGACGCACUCUUGCCAUCUUGGCAACCAAAGAGGCAGGCGAAAAGCACAUGACGAUCGGUCUAUUCCUCUGGGCCAUGGUCUUGAAAUUGAAGAAAAAGAUACGAUUUUGAAUUGGCCGAAAUGUCAGGGGAAAAAGAAGAGGGCAGACAAAAAAGAACGCCCAGAAUUCUCCGUCAAUAGCGAGACGUAA